AUGUCAACUCCAACCGAAAUAGCAACAGCCUUACAACAAGCGACAGAAGACCUCAGAAGAGCAAGAGAAAGUCUUGAAAGAGCAGAAGAAGACCUCAGAAGAGAAAGAGAAAGUCUUGAAAGAGCAGAAAAAAGUCUUGAAAGAGCAGAGAAAGACCUCAAAAGAGCAGAAAAAGACCUCAGAAACUGGAGAGCUGCCAACCCCACAGACUUUACAAACGCUGGUUAUUUAGCACUCUCUGCUGAAGUCACUCGUUGUACAGUAAGAGAAGAAAGAGUACGGCAAACAUUGGAAGGUGCUCAGCAAAUAUUGGCAGGUGCUCAUCAAACAUUGGCAAGUGCUCAUCAAACAUUCCAACAGGUUCUGGCUGUUCAAAAGGCAAUUUUUUCCCCUCAGUCCUCGGUUACUUCUAUUUCUUGUAAAUCACAAUCAAUUAAUGGACGUUGUUCUACUGGACGACAUACUGACCGCAACAAAAAAGCUCAACAAAUAUUCAGAGAAAAGCUGCUCAAAAGGGAUAUUCAUUGUAUAGCAACUAAGGUCGCAGAGGGUUUUGUGGCUGCUCAUAUAGUUCCACUCAACAUGUCAGAACUAAUUGCUCGUAGUAUGCUCUUUUCUCCUCGCAAUGGUGUCCUUCUUCGCGAAGACCUUGAAGAUGAUUACGACAGACACAAAUGGAUCUUUGAUUAUAAUGGAAAGGUGACUUCUCUCUUUUCAAACUGGGAUUACAAAGACAUAAUUUGUCAUGUCAAUGUCUCAAAUGACCCUGAAACCGGGCCUUCCAAAGAACUUAUUGAACUGCAUAACAAGCUGGCUUUGGAAAGGGCGCAGCAUCAUUGCCCGAAUUGCUGGAAGUAUGUUGGUGCCAUUAAUAUUGAUAACCACACUGCUAAAAGUUGUGAAGGGACCAACAAGACUGGUGAUGAAAAAGAUGUUAAAAAAGAUAUCUAAUAAAAUACUUUUUAAUUC
Messenger RNA from Batrachochytrium dendrobatidis JAM81, 969 nucleotides. RefSeq lists its product as uncharacterized. The record is from RefSeq and is a predicted model, not a curated record. Bases 1 to 951 code for a protein of 316 amino acids. NCBI's taxonomy places the organism in Eukaryota, Fungi, Chytridiomycota, Chytridiomycetes, Rhizophydiales. The transcript has a single exon.